Fusarium verticillioides 7600 is the source of this 924-nucleotide messenger RNA. RefSeq lists its product as hypothetical. Gene Ontology annotation, cellular component: nucleus. The coding region runs from base 1 to 924 and encodes 307 amino acids. The record is from RefSeq and is a predicted model, not a curated record. NCBI's taxonomy places the organism in Eukaryota, Fungi, Ascomycota, Sordariomycetes, Hypocreales, Nectriaceae. Gene Ontology annotation, biological process: negative regulation of transcription by RNA polymerase II. The transcript is spliced from 3 exons. Gene Ontology annotation, molecular function: DNA-binding transcription factor activity, RNA polymerase II-specific; RNA polymerase II transcription regulatory region sequence-specific DNA binding.
AUGGCCGAGCAAGAGACCAGCCGUACAUCUCAUCAGGCACGAAAUAAUGCCCCAGGUCGGUCUCAAAGUGAGGGCCAGGGUUCAGCAUCACGUUCUCGGGGAGGUUCAGGUGGAGGACGCCGCAGGGGAAGGGCAGGACGGAGUCGUGGCCAGCGACAGGAUGAUUCAGCACAAGUUCCCGAGGGUCGCGGAAAUGCCCCUCAGACAGGGCCUGCCGAUGCCGCUGUCGCUGCACAAACCAUAGCCACCCCCGAAAGCUCAGGGUCUUCUAGAGGCAGAAGAAACCGGCGAGGUAAUCGAGGUGGUUCUCGAGGGCAAGGAAACCAAGGGAGAGGCGUGUUCUCCAUGGGACCGCAGCGUACUUUUGGUGGACGCUUGACUACAACUGAGCAACCAACAGAGGUUGCUCAAGAUGCAUCUUUGAGUGCAGACGCCCCCGCAUUCGUGCCUGGACAGCCUGUGUCCCAGAGGAGUGCCCAACAGCAACCACCAAGCGCACCUCGGCCCACAGGCCAAGGACGCUUAAUAAACCGUACCAGGGACCACAAGCAGGACAGGCCCCGCCAAGAGGUUCCCAAGUCAACUGCCUCUGAAUUAUGGCAACGGAUUCAGGAAGACAUCGCCAACUGGAACUAUGAGUGCCGUAUCUGCACCGAAGAAGUUACUCGAAAAACUGAGGUCUGGUCGUGCACUACCUGCUGGACCGUCGUUCAUCUUGAAUGUGCCCACCAAUGGUGGGAUACGUCCAUGAAGAAGGACCAGGCAAUAGUUCGUGUUGGUGCGGCAAAGAAACACAGCCCAGUCGGAACAGCAUCUUGCCUCCUCAUUCAUGUGGGCAAACAUGUUCCAAGCAUAGAUCGACAUGCUCACACCCAUGCGCUCUUCAAUGCCAUCCUGGCCCAUGCCCUCCGUGCACCGUGUUGA